Odontomachus brunneus is the source of this 7653-nucleotide messenger RNA. RefSeq names its product homeobox protein SIX3 (gene Optix). Lineage: Eukaryota; Metazoa; Arthropoda; Insecta; Hymenoptera; Formicidae. Gene Ontology annotation, biological process: regulation of transcription by RNA polymerase II. The coding region runs from base 1211 to 2653 and encodes 480 amino acids. The transcript is spliced from 3 exons. Gene Ontology annotation, cellular component: nucleus; transcription regulator complex. Gene Ontology annotation, molecular function: RNA polymerase II cis-regulatory region sequence-specific DNA binding; DNA-binding transcription factor activity, RNA polymerase II-specific. The record is from RefSeq and is a predicted model, not a curated record.
CUCUCUCCUCGUCUCACUCCUUUUCCGCCGGCCGGAGGGGCGGCAUGAGAGGUGUCGCGGGUACUGGCCGAUGGUGGUGGUAGAGUGUUCAAGGUGGGGUUCCCGUACCGGAUAGCACAACGUGGAAGGGAUAAUUAAACCGACACAAGCGUAGCUCCCUACACUGCCUAACGGAAGGACGAAGAAAUGUUACCAUGGCUACGUGGAUGGGAUCCGGCCAAUCCCGGUGUACCUCGUAGGCGUGGUCUCUACAUUGGCACCCCGAUACCUUCUAUCUCCGUCUCUUUUUCAUGCUUUCAGCCCCUCUGCCGUGGCCGCCGUAUGACGAAGGCAGAGGUGAUGAUGGUGGUGGUGGUGGUGGAGAUGGUGGUGGUGGUGGCAGCGAGAGAGAAGUAGAGGUAGGUCUAGAGAACCCGUGAGACUGCCCGGUUGCAACGGGCGCGUACAAACGUAUCAUGCUGGGUAGGGCCGGUGCCGAGAUGCCGGCUUGUAAACGAAACCAGUUUGCUAUCCGAUACGAUCCAAGCAACAGCGGCCUCGCGUGAUAUCCCCACGACGUGGCAGAGCGUCAGCGUGCCUGGCCUAGUGGGUGUUACCUGAACGACGACCUGGAGGACGUUCGCGCGGACGACUCGCGGCUGACAGUGGUUCGCUAGCGAUUUUCGGUGAACAUACCGAGGAGCUCUCACGACGUGGCCUUGCGCUGUUCUCCAGUCAGAACGAGCCGGCGGGAUACCAGCGAGCCGGGUUAGGAGUCGCCCCCAAAUUAGACAGUGACGUGACGCGACUCGAGAAAGAUAGACGCCAAUGUGGGCUCUCAGAAUUUAUUACCUGCCGCAGCAGCAGAUAGUCGCCGUCGUCCACCAAGCGAUUCUAUACCGUUCGGUCUUUAUGAAAGGUUGAGGUUCUCCUACUCGUGCACCGGUACCGUCUCUCUAUGUAACAGCCGACAGAUUCCUCUCGGACAGCCGUAGGAUCCAGUAGUGUCGAUGGUGAAGUGGAAAAUCCUCCAGUGACCGUUUCAUCCGUUCGUAACGAGGAAUCGCGAUCGCGACGAAUCAUGAGAAGAGCCAAGGGCAAGCAUAAAUCGUAGCGCUGCGCCUCCUCAGCCGCGACAAGCCGUCGUCCGGGUGAUAUCGACGCUCCGAGAGAGAACCGGGACAGAAAUCCGGCCGGUGGAUCCGUCGGCUGAUCGCUAGACUCGAGGAAAAUGUCCACCGUAGCGCCCGCCGGGAACAGCACCGCGGGACCGAACGGGAACGGUCCAAUUGUACCUGCUCCGGUGUUCGCACUACCGACGUUGUCCUUUACCGUCGGCCAAGUGGCCACGGUCUGCGAGACCUUAGAGGAGAGCGGUGACAUCGAGAGGCUGGCCAGGUUUCUAUGGAGCCUACCGGUCGCGCACCCCAAUAUCCAAGAACUGAAUCAAAGCGAGGCUGUCCUCAGGGCGCGUGCCAUCGUGGCCUUCCACUCGGGGCAAUAUCGCGAGCUUUACGCCAUUCUGGAGAGGCACAAGUUUACCAAGGACUCGCACGGUAAGCUACAGGCCAUGUGGCUGGAAGCGCACUAUCAAGAGGCCGAGAAGCUCCGCGGAAGGCCGCUGGGACCGGUGGACAAGUACCGCGUCCGGAAAAAAUUCCCGCUGCCGAGGACGAUCUGGGAUGGCGAGCAGAAGACGCACUGCUUCAAGGAAAGAACCAGGUCGCUGCUGCGAGAGUGGUAUCUGCAGGAUCCCUAUCCGAACCCGGGCAAGAAGAGAGAGCUGGCCUCCGCGACGGGGCUCACGCCGACGCAGGUUGGGAAUUGGUUCAAGAACAGGAGGCAGAGGGAUCGUGCCGCUGCAGCGAAGAACAGGAUGCAACAGCAAUCAGGCCCAGGAAACGGAAACACGCGGCGCAACCUGAGCCCGGGACCCGGCGGCAGCGAUUCCGAGGACUCCGACAUUUCCCUCGGAGGAGCAUCACCAGCGUCACCGAACGCCUCACCGCCACCGAACCACCAACCAUCCCCGGUGCCCCUCGGACCCCUUGGACCCUUGCCAACCCCUUCCUUAAAUUUCCGUUUCGAUCCUACGCAGCCGCAGUUUCGGUUCGGCCAUACGACGCCUUUCAAGUUUCCGCCGACGGGCUUCCGAUUCGGACCGCAUAGUCCGCAACCUAAUCACCCGACUAUGCCGAGCGGAGGGAUUUUCAGGAUCGCGGAGACCAGCCCUUUCCAGGCUAUAGGGCCCAGGGGUGAUGUAGGAUCGAGAUUGCCGGACCCUUUGGGACUGCCGCCACCGAGGCUCCACCCGCACGAGGGCCUGCUACACCACCCACACCCCCAGUUGACCGAUGGGAUAUCCAGGAUAUCCGAGACGUCGCGACUGUCCGACGGUGGGCUCUCGCGGCUUUCGGACAGUCUGUCGGAGGCCCACAGCCCGCCAUUGCUGGCGGCGAACCUGUCGGUCGCGGGUCCCUUGAGGGUGGCUGUGCCCAGCCCUGGCACCCCCUCCUCCCGGGGCAGCCCGCCCCCCCGGCAGCAGACACCUCAGGGUCAACCUCAGAGUCAGGGUCUGAUAAGGGUCGCCACGCCGCCACCGCCGCCGCCACCGCCGCCACCACCUCUGCCGAAUCCGAGACCGCAGAUUCACAGGCCGUUCUCACCCUCGUGAUUCGACGAGAGCGACAGGAGAAGAAACGCCAUCUUUGGGGCAAACGAUGAUGCCGAGGUGUGACGCCGAGGUAAAACGACGCGCCAUCGCGACGCCGUGAACGAGCGAACGUUCGUUCGUUCAGACAAUGCUGUGAAGACACGGGGGUCAGGGUAAUUUACCGGACGACAAUCUGGCUUGCGAGAGGAGUCCUCGAAUCGAAGGGGAUGACGACGAUGCGCAGAACAGUCGGAUGUUUCAAGGGCGGCCUACGGCGAAUCGGCUCCCCGUUAACCUCGUGAAGACUGACGCGACGAUCGCGGAGGUACGGCAGGAUAUCAAUAAAUAACGAAGUCAUCGCGCGAGGAUUACGUUCGAGGAGAGCUGCGGCGAACGUGCCCCUCGAGAUGACUACAUCGGGGAUCCUCCAAUCGGUGCAUCAAUUUGCUUCGUCGAAGAAAGAAGCCCCAAGUGGUCGGGAAACGGUCGCUGCACGACGCGUAUGUGAAAACGAGUCAGCGGCGCGCGAUAUCGUUAACGAAACAAUCGUCGCGAGAGAGACCAGCCUCGAGAAUACCAAGUGUCAUUACGCUUUAGAUCUUAGGGGAGCUCUCCUCCGCGCGCUCGGUGACGUGUGUGCGUUGGUCGGGACAGCCCGCGCAAAGAAACGGUCCCCGGUCGCGAAAAGUGCGGCAGGGGCGCCGGACAAAAUAGACUCUUCGAAAAGUGAGUACAAGUCCAUCGGAUAAGUGCAAUCCUCUCGGGUUCGAAGGAGAAAACGAACGGUCAGGGUGUGGUGGUGGUGAUGGUGUGGUGUGUACAUAACUUUCCUAGGCGACUCGCCUGAUCGUCGAAGAACACCACGCGUAGUAUAUACAGUGGAAUCCCCAUAGAUUGUAAAUAGCGUCGCUUUUUAGCGCUCCCUCCCGAUGCUCUCUCUCUCUCUCUCUCUCUUUCUCUCCCUCUCUCUCUCUCUCUCUCUCUCUCUCUUUUUCUCUCCUUAUCGCUUGCCGUGAUCGAUUAGUUAAGCAGCGAACUGUACGCACGUCUCGCCGACGUGUUGAAAAGUGUGGCAAUCGAAUCUACCGCACGAGACGGCGUAACACGAGAGAAACGCGAGGGAACUUCGAGUUGAACUUGCCUACGGUACGGAUAUAUCGAUAAAAAUCCGCGGAAAUGUCGCGGCGGAGAGCACGCGCGCGAUUUGCGUUUCCCCGAGCCUUUUCUUUUCCUUUUUUUUUUUUUCUUUUCUUUCUGUUUUAAUCGGACAGAACCGCACAACAGAGCGAACGCGAGAGGAAAAUGCGACCGAUUGCGCAAAAGAGUCGCGCGCUGAAACUGCUGCAGUGACUCAUAUUUAUCGUACGGUAUAUUCGAUGUCGUCGUUGUGUGUAUCUGUUAACCGUGCAGUUUGCAAGUGCGCACUUUUGUUCUCAACAAAUCGAGUCGAAGUGAAUUCUGCAAUUUUAACUGAGAUGGACAACGACAAGGAGAACCGAACGUUACCUUAUCCCAGUCGAGAUGUCACGUCUUGUGGAUCCUGCAAAUCCCGUCGAACUUGCAGGACUCCGGUCCUUGAAAUUCGACGGAAUCCGCGGGAUUAAUGUAGAGCUAAAAUUUCGAUUUGGAAAGGCCGCGACGUAACCGUUUGCGUUAUUGCCGGGAUAAUGCGCGCGAGAAGAAGAGUUUUCGCGCUUUCUCUGUAGAUAGAAACAGUUUAGCGAAAUUCUUGUAUAAUCAGUCCGAGGAUAUAAAUAUGAAAAUAAACAGUACGUAUACUAUGCGUAUAUAUAAUAUACAUAUACAUAGUAUAUAUACAUAUACUAUAGAUAAAGACUCAUGUAAUUUACAUAAAGACUAUCAACACACGAAAAUUAUACAUAUAUAUAUAUAUAUAAAUAUAUAAGAGAGGAGAGAAGAGAGAAGAAAUAGAAAAAAAAGAAGAGAAAAAUGGAACAUUAUUAUAAAUAUAUAUAUUAUUAAUAUUAUUAAUAUUAUUAUUAAAAUAUUAUUUGUGCGCCUGUACAUACACAUUCGCGCAAAUAUAUAAUAACAGAUUAUUAUGACAUUACAACAGACCAUCAUGAGUAUUUUGUUCGCAUCCUCGCAUCCAUUAUACGUCCUGCGUCGUCCUGACUGUUAAACGGGGUGGCAAAUUUCGCGCGUAAUCCACGGAACGUGUUAAACGCAUCGACGCAUUAAAAUGGCUUAACAUUUGCGCCCGCGCGAUCCUACAACGUGUCGAACACGCGGUCUCAUGAACAAAAUUACUAUCGCAAGUUCGGGCGGUGUGUUCCUCGCGCCGUUGCAUCACGAACGUGUCCGGUGUUAUUUCUAUAACGGCGGAGCGCAAUAUUCACCCGAACACGAUUACGAUCGCGCGUGGAUAAUUAUUGCUUCCUACGAAAAUCUCCCAUUACCAAUUUCUCUCUCAUUACGCUCGCGCGUGUGUCCCGCCGAUUAAAACUAUACUAUGUAUAGGCGCGACCGCGGAAGAGAUAGAGGAAGAGAGAGAGAGAGAGAGAGAGAGAGAGAGAGAGAGAGAAAGAAAGAGAGAGAGAGAGGCGGGGAGAGGCAGAGAGAGAAGAAGCACGUCUCCUCGUGCUGAAAUCGGCCGUUCUUCCCACAGAUUCGCACGUCACACGCUUCCACGGCGCGCCGUCGAAAAAUUGCGGAGUCACCGGCCGUUAACGAUCUUAGAGUCGUGUCCCGGACACGAUCUUUCUUUCUUUCUUUCUUUUCGCCGAAGGUCAAAAGCGAGUCGGUAUAGGAUCGGGUAGCGAGGCACGAAAACUUAGCACGGGACUUACGACGAAGGUAGGACGGGAUUAUCGGCGAACGCGCGCGACGGUGAGGGAGAAACAAAUGGCCAGAUCAGACCAGCGUGGCAGGUAAAAGGGUGACGUGUGAGAGCGAAGGCAGGAGAGAGGUGCGAACACAGUGCGAAAGGCAACACCAGCUAGGCGCAGACAGAUGGAGUAGUUGCGCGAUAACGCGGUGUGGGCGGGUAUCGCUGACAAAAUGCACCAAUCGGCUGGUCGGGUCGCCUUGUAACCGAUCCCGCGGGUUAACCAGGAACCAGGGAACAUCGACCAAGACUCUCCCGUAAGGUCGAUAUGCCUAGAGCGCACGCCUAAGCUCUCUCUCUCUCUCUUUCUCUCUCUCUCGACGUCGACUCCACCCUGCUCUGAUGCCUCCACAUGCGACUGCUUCCUCUCUUUCUUUCUACGCUUUCUCUCUCUCUUCUUCGUCAGCGUCUCCCUCCUAUUUUCCUCCUCUUCUGUCACACGUCGGAUAUCCCCGUUCUCUCCCCUUCACCUUCGAAGGUGCCCGGCAGCUGGGUAGAUUUCCAGCCACGAAGAUGGAGUCGUUGGGAUGCGGGGAGUGGAGCAAUACUCGCGAACUUUUAUGUCGCGCUCUCGACUCCAGUCGAGUCGACUUGAGGCGGCUUUCAGCCGCCGCGGUGACUCUACGAAGAAAUCGCGGGCACAGUCCGCGUGUCUGUCAUCGUCGUUGUCGUGGGGGUUUCUUAUUUACACGAGACAUGCCAGAUUCGCUCAUGCUAGUUGUAGGGAAAGACGUGCGAGUCGCUUUGAAAUACACUAUAUGUGAGGAAAGUUUAAGACGACGGUUGUGCAGGUACCAUGAGACGCGGCGAAUAAGCGCGAUUCAACGGGAGAAACUCGAGCGUAUGAACGUCUUUUUAUGCAAAAAAGAUACGAAAAUAAGGGGUACUGAUUGGGGACUUAUAAAAUUAGUGGUAAAAUGUUAGCUGUGAGAAAAUUCAUCUCGGAACUGGUCGGGGAAUUCGCGCGUCCACACAAUCGACACCGUUAGUGAAGAUACGAUUAACUUGGCAAAACGGGAAGUAUGAGACGCAUCCUGCUGUGGAAUCCGCGUGCUGCAAAAAUAAUAUUUCGCAACGGGAUAGAACACGGAAUAGAACGGUAGCGACCCAUUUGCGAAGAAACUGAUGGUUUACACAAGUCGAUCAUAUCGGCGACAACUCAACAAAAGAGCGACAUGGGGUGAGAGGGAGAGAGAGCGGGGUGAGGGGCAGAAAUGUUGAAAACGUUACGCAACAACCUCGGGACAACUGCACGCGUAGUUCCGCAAAAACACACGCGCACGCAUUGUGCGUAAACGUGAGUGUUUCUGGUGCGUGGCGUGCGUUCGCAGGAAUUUCGGUACGGUAGAAUAAAAGGGAUGAGUGUCGCGAUUAUCGAUAGGCUCCGGUGGCGUGCACCGUUUUCAAGGUACAUCCAAUAUGGCGUGAAAAGGUCCGCUCUGUCUCCGUCUACCCUCGCCCUGCUGUCGUUUAUCUCCGUCGCUCGCUCGAUGGCACGGUCGUCGUCUUGCCGGUCGUGUUUUGACAGUUGCUGCUCUGACACCUCUGGCGCAUUCAUUAGGAAGUGGUUCUCAUUCGGCGCUGAAGCAGCGGGACGAGGCUCUCGAAGGGAGAGAGCGCUUUAAGGGCACAAACAAUCGCAAAACGGUUUCGGCUGUUCUUCAUGCGCACAACGCGCAAGCUACGCUUGACAAUGCAUCGCACGAAGCUCGCGGGAAAGUCAACUCAACGAGAGGUAAACGUCUGAUAAAUUAUUCCCCAAACACUCGCGGAGUCGUUCUCGAAAUCAUUACAGACGACUACGAGAAAUUGUUUAAGUGUAAACACGCAGAAUUGGAAAUACGCGUGUAUCGCGUUGAAAACAAUACAAAUCGUAUUAUUGAAAACCAUAAAGAUCGUGGAGACGUAAUACUCCGCGUCAGAGGCAACAGUUAGACGAUAAUUGGUAAUAUAUAAAUUUGAUCACGCGCAACAUCGUUUCCCGAAGUAUCAGCCAACGUAAAUGCAUAUUUAUCGAUAUAUUGGUCGAGAAACGGAACCCUCAAGGGCCGCGCGGAGAGCCGCUGGCCAGGCUCCACAGCUGUCCGGAUUUAGAUGUUUAGGAUAAUGCGGUGUGGCCGGGGACUUACAACGAAAUAAUGUAGUCCACUCUGAAUGGUAGAGACGUGGAAUG